Messenger RNA from Xiphophorus maculatus (southern platyfish), 1918 nucleotides. RefSeq names its product ubiquitin fold modifier 1 (gene ufm1). The transcript has 6 exons. The record is from RefSeq and is a predicted model, not a curated record. Lineage: Eukaryota; Metazoa; Chordata; Actinopteri; Cyprinodontiformes; Poeciliidae. Gene Ontology annotation, biological process: protein K69-linked ufmylation. The coding region runs from base 79 to 342 and encodes 87 amino acids. Gene Ontology annotation, cellular component: nucleus; cytoplasm.
UGAUGACGUGUACGUACGGGUCCUUCUGACUUCCGGGUCUGGAUAAAUAGACUGCAACGGAGCCGCCUCACCUAAAAGAUGUCCAAAGUAACGUUUAAAAUCACCCUGACGUCGGACCCCCGGCUGCCAUACAAAGUAUUAAGUGUCCCUGAUAGCACACCUUUCACAGCGGUUUUAAAGUUUGCAGCUGAAGAGUUCAAAGUGCCAUCAGCAACCAGUGCCAUUAUAACAAAUGAUGGAAUAGGAAUCAACCCUGCCCAGACUGCAGGGAACGUAUUUCUAAAGCACGGCUCGGAGCUUCGCAUCAUUCCCAGAGACAGAGUGGGAGGACAAGGAGACUGACUUAUGCAGCAUUUCCCUGUCGAUGGCAUAAUGACUCACACCAGAGAAACACACUUACGACCCAGGAAACACCGCAGCAUGUUUCAUAUUUAUUUUUUGAGCCCACAUGACUGACAGUGACUCACAUGAGAAUAUGCAUAUUUAACGUUACUGGUGACACACAAGAGUUGAGAUGUUAUCAAGCAGGAGCUAAGGUUUAGAGUAACGACUAGAGAAAUUACCUGAAGUGCUGAGUAAUAAUUCUAAGCAAGGCAGAUUUAGAGUAACUUUUGUAUUAUUUCACAUGUCCAACAAUCAAUCGAUACAUAAACAGAUACAUUUUUUUUAUUAUUGUUUACUUUAUUUUAACCUGCAUUGUAAAUAUGGCAGCAUAACAAGUGAUUUUUUUUAAUUUUUUUUUUUUUUAAAUAAAUGUAAUCAGAUUAUUUUAAGGAAUCUUGUUACUUUGCUGAUGAAGAUAAUUAGACUGCUCACAUUAUUUCUUUCUGUAAAGCUAAUAACCCUACAACGUGCAUUACUGAUCUGUUCUGAACUUGUGCUGUGGAUGCGGUGGAAACAUCUUAUGAGCAAAUAAACUAUAAAAUUGAAUUCUGCAAACACGUAGCUCUCUGCUGCCCUCUUCCUCCAGUUUUAACCAUCAGGCUGUGCUUAGGCUGGUUGUUGAAUUUCAAGGAUAUGCAUUCUGGAUCUUCACACAUUAAAUGGAGAUAAUUACUGACGGCCCACCAGGAUUAUUUUAAUAUGCAAAUUUAAGUUGGAUUUAUUAUGAUUUGAUCAGGAGGUGCUGAGGAAAUAGGAUUUGCAUUUAAAAAGCUGUGAUUAGUAUGCAGACACCAUGAAACGGUAUCACUAUCCAUAACAUUUUUCAUUAAAUGCAUGAAGACAUUAAAUGCAUAAAAAUUUAUGUAGUAAUAAAGAAACAGAGUAACUCUUUCAAAUUGCUGCACUAGAAAAAAGCUGUUGAUCAUCUCUGCAUGAAACCCUCAUUUUCUUUUCCUGAUUUAUCCUGCUCUUAAUCGCCCAGAUUUCCCUGUCUGUCACAGGCACGCGUCUAAAUAAUGUUUUUCAAUAAUAUGCUAUUCUUUAGCCCAUUAAAAUUGGACAGACACACCAAGUUAAAAACAAGCUGCAGAGAAUAGUACAGAAAACUCAAUGUUGCCUUUCGCUAUAUCCAUUAGGAUGCAGACUCAGAUGGGAGGGAGGAGCAGGAGGGCCAUUGCAAAUGGAUUUUCUAAUUUAUUUUAAUCAAAGUCACUGCAGGGCAAAUUCAUCAGAAAUCUACUUAUGAAAUGGCAAAAAGCCACAGUGUGUCUUGGGUGCAGCAGAUGUUAUCUAUUUCAGGGCUACUGUUUAGGAGCCUAAAAUUGACUUCUUGUUACAGACUCCUUAGUACUCUAGAUAUUUGCAAAAUAGGCUUUUAUUUUUGUCUAAUGCAUACACUGGCGUGGUUGUAUGGGUUGACAAAAAAGAUGUAUUCUGUCUGAAAAUGCCAAACAGGACAGGGCACUGACAUGUGGAUCAGGGCAGGAUGGAUUGAUUGCAAUGAUUUAGAAAAUAAAGUCCACUUUCCAUCAAA